AUGUCUGCUCAUAUUCUCUUUGUGCAUUUUUCUUUCUUUCUUCCAGUAUCUCUCUUUCUUUCUCCUUCCAGUAUCUCUCUUUCUCUCUCUUUUUUCUCUGCAUUUCUUUCUUCCUCUUUCCAAUAUCUCUCUUUCUCUCUCUCUCUGUUCAUUUUUCUUUCUUUCUCCUUCCAAUAUCUCUCUUUCUCUCUUUUUUCUGUGCAUUUUUCUUUCUUUCUCUUUCCAGUAUCUCUCUUUCUCUCUCUUUUUUCUCUGCAUUUUUCUUUCUUCCUCUUUCCAAUAUCUCUCUUUCUCUCUCUCUCUGUGCAUUUUUCUUUCUUUCUCCUUCCAAUAUCUCUCUUUCUCUCUCUUUUUUUUCUGUGCAUUUUUCUGUCUUCCUCCUUCCAGUAUCUCACUUUCUCUCUUUUUCUCUGUCGAUUUUUCUUUCUUUCUCCUUCCAAUGUGUCUGUUGCGGCCCCUGUUGAGGUUUUUGCAGUGAGUGCUGCCUUUCGAGAGGACACGCACCCCCAAAAAGUGAACCUCAGUGUUGGAGCAUACCGUACAGAUGAAGGAAACCCAUGGGUGCUACCAGUAGUACGGAGUGUAGAGGCAAAAAUGGCUUCAGAUAUGAUGCUCAACCAUGAGUAUCUACCAAUUCUGGGCCUCCCUGACUUUCGUUUUGCCUCUCUUAAAUUAUUGUUGGGAGAAGGACACCCUGCCAUAAUUGAGAAUCGAGUGGUAGGUGUCCAGGCUUUGGGAGGUACUGGUGCCAUUCGACUCUCUGCUGAUUUCUUCCACUCUAUUGGCAAAUGCAACACUGUUUACGUUUCAAAACCGACAUGGGUUUCUUCUCUGCUUCCUGCAUCCAGUUUCUUCUCUGCUUCCUCCUGCAUCCAGUUUCUUCUCUGCUUCCUCCUGCAUCCAGUUUCUUCUCUGCUUCCUCCUGCAUCCAGUUUCUUCUCUGCUUCCUCCUGCAUCCAGUUUCUUCUCUGCUUCCUCCUGCAUCCAGUUUCUUCUCUGCUUCCUCCUGCAUCCAGGCCCUUCUCUGCUUCCUCCUGCAGCCAGGCCCUUCUCUGCUUCCUCCUGCAGCCAGGCCCUUCUCUGCUUCCUCCUGCAGCCAGGCCCUUCUCUGCUUCCUCCUGCAGCCAGGCCCUUCUCUGCUUCCUCCUGCAGCCAGGCCCUUCUCUGCUUCCUCCUGCAGCCAGGCCUUCUCUGCUUCCUCCUGCAGCCAGGGCCCUUCUGCUUCCUCCUGCAGCCAGGCCCUUCUCUGCUUCCUCCUGCAGCCAGGCCCUUCUGCUUCCUCCUGCAGCCAGGCCUUCUCUGCUUCCUCCUGCAGCCAGGCCCUUCUCUGCUUCCUCCCAGCCAGGCCCUUCUCUGCUUCCUCCUGCAGCCAGGCCCUUCUCUGCUUCCUCCUGCAGCCAGGCCCUUCUCUCUCCUCCUUCCUUCCUCCUGCAGCCAGGCCCUUCCUUCUCCUCCCCAGCCAGGCCCUUCUCUGCUUCCUCCUGCAGCCAGGCCCUUCUCUGCUUCCUCCUGCAGCCAGGCCCUUCUCUGCUUCCUCCUGCAGCCAGGCCCUUCUCUGCUUCCUCCCUGCCAGCCCUUCUCUGCUUCCUCCUGCAGCCAGGCCCUUCUCUGCUUCCUCCUGCAGCCAGGCCCUUCUCCUUCCUCCUGCAGCCAGGCCCUUCUCUGCCCUUCCUCUCCUGCAGCCAGGCCCUUCUCUGCUUCCUCCCAGCCAGCCCUUCUCUGCUUCCUCCUGCAGCCAGGCCUUCUCUGCUUCCCCUGCAGCCAGGCCCUUCUCUCCUCCUGCAGCCAGGCCCUUCUCUGCUUCCUCCUGCAGCCAGGCCCUUCUCUGCUUCCCUCCUGCAGCCAGGCCCUUCUCUGCUUCCUCCUGCAGCCAGGCCCUUCUCUGCUUCCUCCUGCAGCCAGGCCCUUCUCUGCUUCCUCCUGCAGCCAGGCCCUUCUCUGCUUCCUCCUGCAGCCAGGCCCUUCUCUGCUUCCUCCUGCAGCCAGGCCCUUCUCUGCCACAAACACGUACACUGA
Messenger RNA from Acanthosepion pharaonis, 2016 nucleotides. NCBI's taxonomy places the organism in Eukaryota, Metazoa, Mollusca, Cephalopoda, Sepiida, Sepiidae. The record is from the annotation of a GenBank genome assembly.